This is a messenger RNA of Dermacentor albipictus, 1795 nucleotides long. Its product is annotated as tRNA N(3)-cytidine methyltransferase METTL6. The record is from RefSeq and is a predicted model, not a curated record. Lineage: Eukaryota; Metazoa; Arthropoda; Arachnida; Ixodida; Ixodidae.
UCGAUAGUAGCAAUAUGGCAGCCUCCACGGGAGAUACGUCAAUCGAAUGGUCAACCGCAUGCAGUAUCAGGUAGUACUGGCAGUACACCGCGUGAUUGUGUUCUUUGGUUACGUGAGAACAGUUCUCUCAACUCCAGAAUAAGUGUGAAUCAUUCUUCCAUUGCGAAGCAUGACCGAGACAUCAAACAGCGAGUUGAAAGGCCACCACGCGCGGACGCUCACACAAGAGGAAGCCGCCAAGCUCGCGAAGGAUACGGUUUUGGUUUCAGAGUUCAAGAGACUCAAGCUCGAAGCCGAAGCUCAGAAAAACUGGGACCUCUUCUACAAGCGAAACGAAACUCGCUUCUUCAAGGACAGACACUGGACUAAGCGUGAGUUCGAGGAACUCGCCGCCAGCGGUUCAGACGUGUCGGAUAGCGGGACACCGGUGCUACUGGAAAUCGGCUGCGGUGUCGGCAAUUUCGUAUUCCCGCUCAUCGAGGAAAAGACCAGCUAUUACAUAUACGCUUGCGAUUUUUCUCCGCGCGCUGUCCAGUUCGUGAAGGCGCACUCGUUGUACGACCAGCGCGCCAUCAAGGCUUUCCAGUGCGACAUCACCAAGGAGCGCCUCGUCGAUGAAGUUCCCCGCGAAGGCGUCGACGUCGUCACCAUGAUAUUCGUCCUGUCCGCCAUUCAACCCGAUAAAAUGAGCGAAGCGCUGAGGAACGUGCACGAAGCGCUGAAGCCCGGGGGCCUCGUUCUAUUCAGGGACUACGGCUUGUUCGACCAAGCGAUGCUGAGAUUUGCCCCCGGCCACAAAAUAGACACCAAUUUCUACGUGCGCCAAGAUGGUACAAGGGCCUUCUACUUUUCAGAGCAGUUUCUGGAAAGGCUGUUCUUGGACGCCGGCUACGAAGUAGUGAGCAACGAAUACGUGUGUCGUGAGACGGUAAACAAGAAGGAAGGCAUAUGUGUGCCUCGCAUAUUUGUGCAGGCAAAGUUCAGGAAGCCACGAAACAUAUCCCAAGAAGAAAGUUAUGUUUCCGCAAGCGGCUGAGGUGUCAGUGCUUUUGUAGAGAGAUAUAAAUGCGUUAGAGUUCAAGUAAUGACAUUUAUUCCAUUUUCAUGGCGAAGUGCAUGUGUUGAGCGGAUUUGUUGAUCUACGCAAAGUAUGUUAAGAUUGUGAGAAACUUGACAUCGUGAAGAUGUGGUGUAACUGCUGUCAGUGUUGCUGUAGGCCAGGUGUUCCCUAGCUUUAUGGCCUUGGGGUGCUAUAAACGGACUAUGAUGAUGAUGAUGAAUUGUGGCUAACCCCUUGUAACAGGCGGGUUAUUUUAAAGCGCCCUAGACGGAGAAAAUAUAUAUCUGGCAAAAAGGCCAGCAUACAGCCAGUGUACCAGACCAAUCUAUACUUCAGGCGUGCGUGUGUCUGUGAUCCUGUGCAAAAUAGGUGAUCAUAGGGGACACUGUCAUAUGCCUUUGAUACGUCCAGAAACCACCCAUAGAGGCUUCUCGACUUCUUGCAGGCUACUUCCACUGUUUGAGUCAACAUAAGAAGAUUGUCCUCUAGGUGCCUGCCAGCUAGAAACCCAUUUUGUAGUUCUGUGACCGCAUCGUCAUUCUCUGCCCAUGCACUCAUCCAUGUCUUCAGGAUUUGUGCGAAGAUACAGUAUAAGAUGCUUGUCACUGCCAACAGUCUGUAAUCACAAUACAGCAAGAGUUAGCACCCUCUAUCCAAUGAAGUUGUGGGUGCAACAUGCCUGACUACACCUGGGGGACUUUUGGACAUCACAGAAUUAAAACAUGUCUGCCUGUA